Messenger RNA from Balearica regulorum gibbericeps (East African grey crowned-crane), 1218 nucleotides. The record is from RefSeq and is a predicted model, not a curated record. NCBI's taxonomy places the organism in Eukaryota, Metazoa, Chordata, Aves, Gruiformes, Gruidae.
AUGACGGGGUCCAUCGCAUUGACCUUCCCACAUAAUGGCAGCAUACCAUGGGUCAGAACUUUUGUAUACUCUUUUGUAAGUCCGGAGAAUGACCCUAUACCUACUGACGGUGAUACUGAACAUGACGUGGAAGCUGGAUCAGGAGCCACCAAUCAGACCAGAUCGUUCCUACAUGAACACGGAACAGUGUCAGCGCAGACAGAAAGAUACCUCACUAGUCCAUGGCUGACGCGUUUUGUUCCUUCAAUGUACACCUUAGUGCUUGUGCUGAGUCUCCCUCUGAACAUUACAGCAAUACUCGUGUUUCUGAAAAAAAUGAAAAUUGAAAAGCCAGCUGUAGUGUACAUGCUGAACUUGGCCCUUGCAGAUGUCCUGUUUGUAAGUGUGCUUCCUUUUAAGAUUGUGUAUCACUUUUCUGGAAACAACUGGGUUUUUGGACCUCAUAUGUGCCGAUUCAUCACUGCUGCCUUCUACUGUAACAUGUAUUGUUCAAUAAUGCUUAUGACAAGCAUAAGCUUUGAUCGCUUCUUGGCAGUGGUGUAUCCCAUGCAGUCUCUUGGGUGGCGUACGUUAACACGUGCCUCACUGAUUUGUUUCAUCAUAUGGCUUGUAGCAAUAACUGCGGUUAUACCUUUUCUCAUCAGAGAACAAACGCUGGAAAUAGCCAAGUUAAAUAUAACAACUUGUCAUGAUGUGCUAAGAGAAUCUGAACUUCGCGGCUUUUAUCUCCGUUUCUUCUCCAUAUUCUCUUCUGUGUUUUUUGUAGUUCCAUUUAUAAUUUCUACUGUCUGUUACGUGUGUAUCAUUCGAUGUCUAAGUUCUUCUACCAUUGUUGAAAAACAAAAUAGGAAGACGCGUGCCUUGCUCUUGUGUGUGGCUGUUUUUUCUGUUUUUGUUAUUUGCUUUGGACCAACAAAUGUCCUCCUAUUAAUUCAUUAUAUCCAUUUUUCUUAUGACAACAGCUUAGAGUAUCUCUACUUUGUCUAUCUUCUCUGUGUUUGUAUCAGCAGCGUUAGCUGUUGCAUUGACCCCUUUAUUUACUACUAUGCUUCUUCUCAGUAUCAAAGACAACUUUGCAGUCUCUUCAGUUGUAAAAAGACUUCUGAUCCUAACAGUAACAACAGCAGUGGCCAGUCAAUGUCUACCACUAGUAGAAGGGCCACAUGCUCUACUAAUGUGAAUAACAGUGUCUACAGGAAAUUACUAGCAAUGCAUUGA